Messenger RNA from Setaria italica (foxtail millet), 915 nucleotides. RefSeq names its product trafficking protein particle complex subunit 2. NCBI's taxonomy places the organism in Eukaryota, Viridiplantae, Streptophyta, Magnoliopsida, Poales, Poaceae. The record is from RefSeq and is a predicted model, not a curated record. Gene Ontology annotation, biological process: endoplasmic reticulum to Golgi vesicle-mediated transport. The coding region runs from base 255 to 662 and encodes 135 amino acids. The transcript has 6 exons. Gene Ontology annotation, cellular component: nucleus; cytoplasm; TRAPP complex.
CCAGGACCCGCAGAAUGAAGGGACACUGCCCUCUGCCUGGCCCGCUCUCUCCCUCGUCCCUCCCCUUCUUCCCGCGGCAGCCCGAUUUCGUCGCCGUCGGGAUCUCAUCGCCACCCGCCCAACCCCUGGCGCUGGACUGACGUCGGGUGGAGAUCCCACUAGGUUGAUUUCUUGAUUUGCUGUGAUUUUGUCCUGCUCGGUUGCAAUUUUAUUGUUCACAAGUCUUUAAAACCACUUUCAGAGCAUUAGUUGAAAUGGCAAGCACAGCAUGCUUCGUGAUUGUUAGUAAGAAUGACAUCCCAAUAUAUGAGGCUGAAGUUGGAUCUGCUCCAAAAAAAGAAGAUUUAGCUUAUCAUCAUCAGUUCAUUUUGCAUGCUGCGCUGGAUGUUGUUCAGGACCUUGCAUGGACUACCAAUGCAAUGUUUCUGAAGUCAGUUGAUAGAUUCAAUGACCUUGUUGUGUCUGUUUAUGUAACUGCUGGUCAUACUAGAUUUAUGUUGCUUCAUGACUCACGGAGCGAUGAUGGAAUAAAAAGUUUCUUUCAGGAGGUUCAUGAACUUUACAUCAAGAUAUUCCUCAACCCGCUCUACUUGCCAGGUUCUCGUAUAGCGUCCUCCCAUUUUGAUACCAAGGUCAGGGCUCUUGCAAGGAAAUACCUGUAGCAUACACUCCGGUGAAGACCUGUUGUGAAUUGUGAUGGCACCUUUUUUUCUUUUUUUGCAUAGCCAAGCUUGUUAGUCACAGACCGAUAUAUGCUGAAAUUCUGUAUUCCACUAUACCAAAACAAUGUCGCUCUAGACAUUUUUUCCCUCGGAUAUAUUUAAUGUAGAGCAUUGUACACAACAAUUCUUAUAUUUUAGCUCUUCUCCUUUGUCCAGGACAAGGACUGAUAUACCCAAAAAUGCAUUAUACGCA